Messenger RNA from Juglans regia (Persian walnut), 1872 nucleotides. RefSeq names its product protein FAR1-RELATED SEQUENCE 5-like. Lineage: Eukaryota; Viridiplantae; Streptophyta; Magnoliopsida; Fagales; Juglandaceae. The record is from RefSeq and is a predicted model, not a curated record. Bases 1 to 1872 code for a protein of 623 amino acids. The transcript is spliced from 9 exons. Gene Ontology annotation, biological process: regulation of DNA-templated transcription.
AUGGAUGCCAACACAGAUUGUACUUCAACUCAUGAGUGUGAUGAGGUUGUUGAGGAUACAAACAUUGAAUGUGAUGAAACUAUUGAACAACCUAUGGUUGGAAUGAACUUUUCAUAUGUAGAAGAAGUUUGGUCUUACUAUAAGAAGUAUGGUAAGCAGACGGGCUUUGGAGUGUGUAAAAGGAAUUCUAGACAAGAUGAUGAUGGAAAUGUCAGUUGGAUUUGCUUGGCAUGUGUGCAUGGAGGCACAUCAAAAAGUAAGGCUGUCAAUAUUAUGAAACCAAGACAAACGGAGAAAAUAGGAUGUAUGGCUAGGAUUAACGCGGUACUAAAUGAUGAAGGUGGAUAUACCCUAUCUAAAGUGAUCUUGGAUCAUACACAUGUUUGCAGUCCGAAAAAGACAAGGCAUUUCAGAUACUUUAAGAAGGUUGAUGCUCGUGUAGCGAAGAGACUUGAAAUAAAUGAUGAGGCAGGAAUAAGAUUGUCAAAAAAUUUUAAGGCUGUGGUUGUUGAGGUGGGGAGGUACGAGAAUGUGUCACUCGGGGAGGAGUGUCAAAACUAUAUUGAUAAAGCUAGACAACUUUGCCUCGGGGUUGGAGGUUCUACAGCUCUAUAUGCCCGGAGUAGAGCUGCGUAUGAAUCAUUCGGGGAUGUCAUCGUCUUUUACACAACAUAUUUGACUAAUGUGUAUAAGAUGCCUUUUGCACCGUUUUUGAAGUGUAUGAAUGAUCAACCACCAAAUGCAAUCAUCACAGACCAAGAUAAGGUCAUGAAAAUUGCAAUUUCGAGGAUGUUUCCAACGUCUAGACAUCGCUUCUGCUUGUGGCAUAUAAUGAAAAAGCUUCCUGAAAAGUUUGAAUCACAUUCUCGAUAUGAGGAAAUCAAGAGUACUCUGCAUAGGUGCAUUUAUAACUCUUUGAGUGAGCUUGAAUUUGAAUCACAGUGGCUUGAUAUGCUCGAUACCUAUAAUCUGCAUGAGAAUGCAUGGUUUGUAUCACUAUAUACUGAUCGCCGUUUUUGGGUGCCGACAUACGUUAGAGACACAUUUUGGUACGAUUCAGCCCUUAGGAGGAAGGUAGAGAAUGAAGCAAUUGCGGAUUUUAAUUCAUUUAACACAGAGACUCUGUGCAUCACUCGCUAUCCUCUUGAGAAAAGUACAUUCGAAGUUGUCGAUGAGAUUCAAGUUGGUGAUGACUUAUUAAAGCAUGCAACAUUCACUGUCAGAAUUGAUGAAGAUCCCCUUGAUGUUAAAUGCAGCUAUCGGUGGAGGAAGGAUGUAAAGUAUAAAUAUACCUUUGUGAAAAGUAGUUAUGACACUAGUAGCAUCGAUGAUGCCCAAAUGUACGAUAGAAUCCAAAAUUGCUUCUAUGAACUGUAUUCCAAUGCUUCAAAGUCUGAAAGCAGUUGUGUGAAAUUGAUUAAUCAGAUAGAACAGCUGAAGGUACAAUACCCACGUAUCGCUGAUCCAAUUACUUCCACGGGGGGCACGAUAGUUGAUCGAGAUACUUCCAUAAGGGGCACGACAGUUGAUCCAAUUACGUCUAUGGGAGGCACGACAGGUAAAGUUCUUAGUCCGUUGGUAGUUCGGAGUAAGAGAAGACCAUCGUCUAAGAGAAAAGUGCAUCCUGCUGAGAAGAGUCUUAAAAAAUCUAGUACGAGAAGACAAUUACACCACGACGAAGCUGAGCGGAGUAGUCAAGCUCCAGAUGAAUGCACUGUCAGCAACACACAUCAUGAGGCUCCUCAAACCCAGUAUACGCCUCAUCAAAUAUACACUAUGGAUUUUUUUAGUAUUGGACAGACUGCUCCUCCUUCACAGGCGCAAUUGAGAGGAUUGCAUAUUUCAGAAGAGGAUAAUGAUGCGAGAAAUUAA